Molecule: messenger RNA, 1647 nt
Organism: Monosiga brevicollis MX1
Lineage: Eukaryota; Choanoflagellata; Craspedida; Salpingoecidae
Exons: 6
Coding region: 1-1647 (548 amino acids)
Biological process (GO): regulation of transcription by RNA polymerase II
Molecular function (GO): DNA-binding transcription factor activity, RNA polymerase II-specific; cAMP response element binding
Source: RefSeq, a predicted model, not a curated record
AUGGCGCCGACCGCUUUUGACGAGUUUGGCAGUCUCGAGCCUCAAGAUCAGCUCUUCGGUGCCGACUUGAACUUGGGCUUGAAUCCUUCCAUAUUCGACCCCUUGAUGCUCGAGGCCACCGUGCCCUUUGACGAUGGCGCCGAAGGAUCACUUUCGCUUGAUGAUGUCACAGGCACAGGCGUAUGUGAAGAAUCUCCCUUCCCCUCACUAAGCCACGACCCUGCUUUCCUCGACGCCCACGCCACAAAGCCACCACGCCUCGACUCAUUGGUUUCCAGUGCACUCUCUCCCCCUUUUGGCGAGGACUGUGCACCUAUCGGGCAGGACGACCAUGAUGGCUCAAUCAAGCUCUUUGAUACCACACACGAGCUGCCAACGUUUGCCGAUAUCGUGCAGUCAACUUCUGAGGGCACCAUGUCAUCGGCAGCUGCAUCCCCACUGUCUACGACCAACGCCACAUCUCCCCUUCAUCACGCCACCGCCCCCACGCACACCCAUGCCGGCUCAACCCAAUCGCAAGUCCAAGGUGUACCCAUCGGCCUGGCUCCGCCCACCCCGCCUACAGCUUACCCCCUCUCGACGACCUCGGCAAGGACCACCAACACGCCCUUGGCUGCCCGUGCGGAACCGAUGAAGCGCAAGCGUCGCGCGCGCAAGGCAAUAGACCCGACUGCCCUCAGCCCCGUCGAGCUCCUUGAGAUCAAGGAGAAGAAGGAGCGCCGCAUGCUCAAGAAUCGCGAGUCUGCUUCCCUCUCGCGCAAACGCAAGAAAGAAUACCUCGAAACCCUGGAACAUCAGCUCCAUGAUGCCCAACAGCAGCUGGGUCGAGCACAGCACCAAAUUCAGCAGCUGCAAAACGAUAACCACGUGCUUCGGGAGCAACUGGCCAACUACCAUGGCUUUGUCAACUCUCAGCCUUCGCUUCAGCAACAGUUUGCGGCCUUUGCAAGCCAGCGCCCCGCCCGUACCGCUGCGGCAACAGUAAUGCUUGCGGCCCUUCUCUGUGUUGCCUUUGUGGGAGCUCCAGGGUCCAACCUUUUGCUGCGCGGGGUUGAGGGUCCCACGUCCCCCAUGGCCGUGACUGGUGGCGCGUGGCACGCCCGCACGCUGCAGGCAGCCCAAAAGGUACCAUUACUGGCCCACGUGCACAACGCGCCCUCCGAUACGGUGUAUCCCCUUGGCCUGCACCACGAUCAUCUGACCUCGUCGCUCCGCGAUGGCCCGCCGCGGGCCAUGCCUUCAAACAUGCUCAACCCCUUGCUCAAAAUGCACGAGCAUGCGCUAGAGGAGCGCAUGAUGCUCGAUGGUGUUCGCAUUCCCACCCCUGAACCAGGUCAUCAAUCGCUCGUGGAUCCCGAGGAGGAGGAGUUGGACGGUGUACCGACCCUUCGGAUUGGACAUAAUCAGCGCGAUGCCCUUGAAACAACAGUGCAUCGCAAGGACGACACGAGCUACAUUUUCUGCACCGAGGUCAAAGUGAUCUCUGCUCAGGCUGCUUCCUCGCGUAGCCGCCUAUCCUUGAUUGUGCCCACCACUACUCUUGACGAUCUGGACAACGAAGGGGAAGCGGCACACCUCAUGCAAAUCGACUGCGACGUGGUCGGGACCAAGUUGAUUGCCACAGAGAAUGCCACUGUUGUCGGCUAA